GCCUGGAAUAAUUAUGCUAUUCGAUUCUUUGAGCAAGGCUUAGAAAUAAACAUACCAUUCAAUUCUUUUAGUGAUUCGCUUUGGUCAAGUAACUGGAUAUGGACUGAUAGAAGAAUAGUUAAUC
Dentiscutata erythropus is the source of this 124-nucleotide messenger RNA. The record is from the annotation of a GenBank genome assembly. Lineage: Eukaryota; Fungi; Glomeromycota; Glomeromycetes; Diversisporales; Gigasporaceae.